Molecule: messenger RNA, 507 nt
Organism: Cylas formicarius (sweet potato weevil)
Lineage: Eukaryota; Metazoa; Arthropoda; Insecta; Coleoptera; Brentidae
Exons: 1
Coding region: 67-381 (104 amino acids)
Source: RefSeq, a predicted model, not a curated record
CAACUACGCGUCAGUUGGACGCGGUUUGCGACGGGAGGAGUGCCGCGAGGUUACAUCCCGGGGCCGAUGCCGCGUCGCCGCGACGCCGACGACGCACGGUCCUUCGAGCCGGAUUGGAUCCUCGAGCGCACGGCGAGCGGCCGCCUGUACUGGCGUCGGGACGACGGCGCGUCGCCGCCGACGCGCAGCGUCAAGUUUAGGCACGAGGUAGAGGUGAAAGAGUUCCGCAGGGACGCUCACGAGUUCCGCGAGCCCGAUUGGGCACGCCCCCGCCUCACCAUGCUCAACCUGGGCGUCACCUGCGCGAUCUGCCUCACCGUCACCGUCAUUUUGCCGUGGUAUCUGCUCGGGGGCAUCGCACACUGGAUUGAACCGAACUAAUUAUUUAUUUCGGAUUGAUGUGAAUAUAAAAAGUUCAGCGAACGAUUUUUUACUAAAAAUGUUAUAUACGGGGUGUUCCCGACAUGCGAAACAACUUCAAAUGAAUAAACGUUUGUGUUUUACUAA